AUGGAAAACGGCGACGGUGAGGAACCAAAACCCCGUCUGACCGUUUCUACAGCGGAGGCGUCUUCCAGAGGCAGGGCAACGAGUGAAUCCUCUGUGCCUUCCGAAAACGAAAAUCCCUCUCGAAGCAAAAGCCCAUUAGCAACCACCACUCCACGUAAAUCUACGAGCACGUCGCUCGAAGUUCUACCGUCUGCACCAUCCACAAGGGCCGCGAAAUCAGUCGUGUCUUCCCAGGUCACUAGAGCAACUGAAAAAAGGGCUCAAGCUGAGGGAGACAAGGCUUUGGUGAAAUUCACGACCAUAACCGAUAGGAUGGGUCAGUUCGAAGCCAGAUUCAACACCCCGACUGACCAAGGUCCGUCCAUCCACACGAGUAGGGUUCGACUCGAGCAGAUCAGGGCUCUCUGGGACAAGGUGGAAAGGGAGUACGAGACGUGCUCCGAAGUGCUGGCCAGUCAAAACUGCAAAGACACAAUAACAGUCAUGCAAUCCAAGUAUGACUACUGUUAUACCGUUUACGAGCGGUGCGCAGCAAACCUCAAUGAGAUCAUUGAAAAUUCACGCGCGCCACAGUCUGUUCAGUCCUCCAAUCUAAUGCCGUCUCAGGGCGGAUGUCGCCUACCUCCAGUUGAGUGCGAAGUUUUCAAUGGUGACUAUGUUCAAUGGCCCACAUUUCGGGACCUUUUCUCCGCCAUCUAUGUACGCAAUCCUCGGCUUUCAGAAGUCGAAAAACUGUUCCAUCUCAAUGCAAAGACGAGCGGCGAGGCCAAAUCCAUUGUGGCCUUAUCUCCGUUGACCAAUGAUGGUUUUGAGUCAGCGUGGAGAAACUUGCAGAAUCGGUUCGAGAACAAGAGGCUGCUGGUCAAUAGCCAAUUAAAGAUCUUGUUUAAUUUGCCUUCUGUUGCCCAGGAAUGCGGAAAAUCCUUGAAGCAUUUAGAGAGCACAAUCCAAGGUUGUUUAACGGCCCUGCAAUUAGCAAGAGUCGAGACCACGAAUUGGGAUUGCCUGCUUGUUUUCCUGUGCUCGUCCAAGUUGCCAAAACUAACUUUGGCUCUGUGGGAACAGUCCCUGCUAAAUAAGUCAGAGAUUCCACUUUGGGCUGAAUUCCAGGCUUUCUUAAAAGAUCGUCAUCGAACGCUUGAGGCGAUUGAGGAGUUCAAGCCAAACGCGAGCGUUCAAUCCAGGGCACUGAGGGCUGAAAAUAGCUCGCGGUCGAUCCAGACCUUCGAAAACAGAGUUACGGUAAACCCGCAAUCCUGCAAACUCUGCGCACAGGAGAACCAUCCAGUCCGAUUAUGUCCUCUAUUCUUACGCAUGUCAGUCGCAGAUCGAGAGAAACAUGUAAAACAGCAGAAGUUGUGCUUAAACUGUUUCGCAAGAACGCAUCUGCUCCGGGAUUGCAACAGUACGCAUAAUUGCUACACCUGCAAUGGACGUCACAAUACUCUCCUGCAUCGAAGUACCCCUCUGCCAGUCCAUUCAGUGGUUAUGCCUGACCAGCAGUCCCAUCCAUCCACAGCAACCCAGCAACAGAUACAGUCCACUCCAUCGACGAGUCAAGCGAAUGUGCAAACGUUUCUUGCCGUUAACACGCAAGGGGUCCUACUGAGUACGGCAUUGAUAGAAGUUUGCCAUUUGGGCAUAAAAUACUCAGCACGGGCACUCAUUGACUCAGGUUCCGAGGCAACCUUCAUCUCAGAACGGUUGUUCAACCUAAUUAAGUUGCCAUAUGAGUCCAUUCAAGCCCAAGUUUCGGGGGUCAACCUUUCCGUUGCCGCUCAGCCUCGUAAGAGGUGUCAACUCAUCAUAGGUUCUUCCGUCAAGCCCCAUAUCCAGAUUGAAACUUGUGCAUACGUGUUACCCCAGUUAGCUGGUAAUCUCCCAUCCUACACUCUACCAGAGGCCUCAUUAAAGGAUCUUCCACCGUUGCAACUAGCAGAUCCAAAUUUCUUCCGAAGCUCGCAGAUUGACGUGCUUAUUGGUGCCGAUAUCCUGCCAUCGAUCCUCCUAAGCGGCUCCCAUUCCAAUAUUUGUGGAACACUCCUGGGUCAAGAGACCAUAUUCGGGUGGAUUCUUUGCGGUCCGAUUGCAGCGAGUCCCACAAGCAGAGUCUGCUCCUUUUCAGCCCGAUUAGCAGUCAAGGAAUCCAAACUAGACAGCAUCCUCAGAAAAUUUUGGGAGGUGGAGGAUGUUCCAGUGAAGCUGGUUAAGGAAUCCACCUCGGUUUGCGAGGAGAACUUUAUCCGAUCCACCAAAAGAAGUGAGGAUGGAAGAUAUGUUGUUUCGUUGCCCUUUAAAGAGCCGGACAAUAUUAAGCUUGGACAUUCCAGACCCAUCGCACUAGCUCAGUACCUCCGAAACGAAAUGCGAUUAAGUAAAGAUCUUCCAUUGAAGGAGCAGUACGACUCAGUCAUUCGAGAGUACUUAGACUUAGGUCAUAUGCACCAAGUCUCCCCUGACGACUCUAGCAGUUUUUAUCUGCCUCAUCACGCUGUCUUCAAACCAGAUAGCACCACGACGAAGGUUCGCGUCGUGUUCAACGCUUCCAAUCCCUCAUCAAACGGGAACAGCCUCAAUGAUAUCCUUCAUGCGGGGCCUGUACUACAGUCCGAUCUGACUAUUCAGAUUCUAAAAUGGCGUUUCUUUAAGUAUGUUUUCAAUGCGGACAUCACAAAGAUGUAUCGGCAAAUCCGGGUCAAUCCUGAUCACACGCGCUUUCAGAGAAUCUUAUUCCGCAACAAAUACGGUGAGCUCUGUGACUAUGAACUCGACACAGUCACCUUCGGCGUAAAUUGUGCGCCCUUCCUGGCCAUCAGAGUGCUUCAGCAGUUGGCUCAGGACAUCCGAGGCCAAUAUCCUUUGGCCAGCGACAUCAUUUCGAACUUCAUGUACGUGGACGAUGUGCUCGCAGGGGCUCACACUCAGCAGUCGGCAGUUUUAGCCAUUAAAGAGCUUCGGCUGGCUCUCGAGAGUGCCGGUUUUCCACUGCGCAAGUGGACCUCAAACGAAAGGAGACUCCUACAAGCGAUUCCGAGGGAACAUUUGGUCAGUGCAGACUUCCUUGAGCUGGAAGAUGCCAGCACGGCGAAAACUCUUGGGAUCCGUUGGCAAGCUACAUCCGAUAGUUUCUUUUUUGUUCCAAUGGUGAUCUCCCUGCAACCUGCCUACACCAAACGAGAGGUUUUGUCUCAAAUAGCCAAACUGUUCGACCCGGCAGGGUGGUUAUCGCCUUUCGUAAUCCGAGCCAAGAUUUUCAUGCAGGAAAUUUGGCUACGGGAGCUAGGCUGGGAUCAGCCACUCCCCACCGACCUUGUGACCAAGUGGCAAGAGUUUUUGAAAGGGUAUCCGACCCUGAGGGAAAUUCGUAUUCCGAGGUGGGUGCGUUUCCAUCCUGCUGCCAAGGUGCAGUACCAUGCGUUUUGCGAUGCGUCACAGGACGCGUAUGGGGCUGCUAUUUUCGUCCGAGUCGAAACGGCUGACGGCUGUUGUGCCCAUUUGCUGGCAUCCAAGACCAGAGUCGCUCCCGUCAGGUCCAUCUCCAUACCCCGCCUGGAGUUGUGCGGAGCAGUGCUGCUCACUGAGCUAGCAGCAUCAGUAAUUUCCGAAUUGCCUCCUAAAGCUUAUGAGAUUUUUUAUUGGACAGACUCUACUAUAGUUCUUGCAUGGCUAGGCAAGCCAGCAUGCACCUGGACGACAUUCGUGGCCAACAGGGUCGCAAAGAUCGAACAGCGCACCAACGAAAGCAAAUGGGGCCAUGUACGAUCCGAAGACAAUCCAGCUGAUCUGGCAAGCCGAGGCGUCUCGCCCCAAGAGCUUAAGGACAGCACACUUUGGUGGCACGGGCCGGCUUGGCUGCCACUCAAGCAGGAGCAGUGGCCGAGUGAACCACUGGUUAAUCCGGAAACCGAGAUGGAGCAACGGCCUAUCAAAUGUCACAGUGCCACAGUGCCGCCAGCAGUGGAUAUCCUAGAGCGUUUUUCAACCUUCGACAGGGCGCUGCGGGUUCUAGCAUACGUGAUCCGUUUUGCGAAAAAUUGCAAAAAGGAAGACAUACCCCCAUCGGCAGCACUCACUUCGGCGGAGUUGUCCGACGUGCAAGAGCGAUUAAUCGUGUUCACUCAAAAGAACGAGUUCCCCGUCGAAUAUAAGGCUUUAAGUAACAAGCAGCAAAUUCCAUCCUCAAGCAUGGAUUUCGCGGGGCCAUUUGACAUCAAGAGUUAUGUCGGUCGAGGCUGCAAAGUCACAAAGGGGUACGUCUGCGUUUUUGUUUGCUUUAGUACCAGGGCCAUCCAUCUCGGAGCGACGUCCGACUUGACGACAGAGAAAUUUUUAGCUGCCUUCUCUCGUUUUUCUGCUCGCCGUGGGUGUCCACAACAUGUCUACUCUGACAACGGGAAAACGUUCGUCGGAGCCUCCACGUCCUUAUCCAGAGACUUUAUGGAAUCAACCAGAACACUGAUCCUCUCCAAACACAGCCUUCAGAACUUGGACUGGCAUUUCAACCCUCCUGGCGCGCCUCACAUGGGAGGGCUCUGGGAGGCGGGUGUGAAAAGUUUCAAGGCUCACUUCUACAAGUACACAGCAGCAGGGAAGUACACCUUCGAAGAACUGGCUACCCUCCUUGCGAAAAUUGAGGCCUGUUUAAACUCCAGGCCUAUUUCACCAAUGUCCGAAGAUCCCACUGACCUUGUGGCUCUUAGCCCCGGACAUUUUCUAAUUGGUGGACCACUUCUUGCGGUAUCGGAGCCUCUGAUUGAGGAAAAUCCUAUUUCCAUCAUCAAUCGGUGGCGGAGGUUGAAGGCCCUGCAUCAGCAGUUCUGUGUGCGUUGGAAGGAGGAAUAUCUGAAGGAGCUCCACAAAAGGAACAAAUGGAAGUUCCCAUCACGAGAUCUCCAAGCGGGAGACAUGGUUGUGAUCAAGGAGGAGAGCUUGCCAGCCAACGAAUGGCGGCUUGGGCGUAUCCAGUUGGUAUAUCCGGGCGCCGACGGCAAGAUCCGUGUAUACAAUGGCUCCAACGACCCACCAAAAUCCUCGUCGCUCAUCCGGGAGCAAUGUAUACAGAUGUCGAGUCUGCAGGGGAGUCCACGCACUGAGGGUUUGCCGACGGUUUCUCCAACUGCCGGCUGUGAAGCGGCUCCGCGCGGUACUCAUUAA
This is a messenger RNA of Drosophila kikkawai, 5154 nucleotides long. The record is from RefSeq and is a predicted model, not a curated record. Lineage: Eukaryota; Metazoa; Arthropoda; Insecta; Diptera; Drosophilidae.